CAAACACCACCCACAAAACCACUCUCCUCGAAUCUCGCUCCAUCUGUGGUGUGCGGCACCAUUGUUGUCGCUGCAAUGAUUGCAGAAUUGCACUAAUCUUGCUUUGCUAGCUAUCUAGAGGCACCUUCCUCUACCGUCGUUUAGUAGACGGACUAUGACGACUACCAGCUUGAUUGGAAACAACGAGACGGCCGCGAGUCUUAUUGACCUCAUCAAGAAUGCCACGACCAUAGAAACGCUGUCCACUAACAGCACAAAUCCCAAUGACUCCGAAGUCUUGCGAGAUACAUUUGCAGUCUAUGGGUCAGCAAUGGUAGUAGCGUUUCUUACCUUUUGUUGGGCUAGGCUCAGGUAUCCAGAUGCCUAUAAUAUUCGCCAGACAGACUGCUAUUCGGUAGGGAAUGACGCCGAUGAGAACACUGCUCGUACUGAUAGAAGGAGCAAAAAUGAAGUGUCAACAACAACUGAUGAUGACGGUCCCAAGGACAUGCAGUGCCUGGCCAAAUCGCAACAUGGGUUCUUUUCCUGGACUUGGAAACUAUUUCAAAUCGAUGACAAGCAAUUUGUGGAGCAGAAUGGAUUGGAUGCGAUGUGUCUUGUUAGGAUCUGCAACAUGGGAUUCCGAUUGACCCUGACCGGAAUCUUUGUAUCCAUUUGGUUGAUGCCAGUCUACAGCACUGCCAGGGGUGGCACUUUGGAUGACACAAUGGUCGAAGAUAAGAUUCUGGAAAUCACGACGGGUCAUAUUCCCAAUGAUUCACCCCGCUUCAUUGCGACCACCGUGGCGACCUAUGUGGUAUUUGGUCAUGCCAUGUAUUUGAUUUUGAAAGAAAUGCAAUGGUUUACCAAUUUGAGGCACUCCUUUUUACAACAACAAAAGGCUAGGAAUUUUGCAGUGUACAUUCGAAACAUCCCAGAAGAAUGGCGCAGCAACAGGGGUAUCAAAGAUUUUUUUGAAAAGUCAUUGAGGGGGAUUCACGUCCAAGAAGCUUCCAUUUGUUUGGGAACCAGAAAUUUGAGGAGAAAGGUUGCUGAGCGUGACACUAUCAUUGAUAAAUUGGAACGUGCAGUGGCAGAGCAAGAAGUCAAUGGGGAACGACCUCAGCAUGUUGAAGACACGAUUCUUCCAGGUGUCAAUCUUCUGAUCAAUAACAACGACAAAGUGGACUCGAUUGACUUUUACACAAAACAACUCAAGACCAUGAAUGCUGAUAUUGCAGCGUGCAUUGAUGCUCUUCACGAGAGAGCAAAUGUUGAACCUGUAGAAGAUAAAUUCGAUUCUGAUGUGGCUGACGAAGCAUCUUGGGUCAGGGGAAGUGCCAUCACAGAGCAAGAACAGGAUUCCUUGCUAGAGCGUUUCAAAGACCAAACAAAAUGCGUUCAAGAGGCUGUCAUUGGACCACCCGUGCAAGAGGCAACUGAGCUUGUCACAAAAGCAGCGACAGAAGCUGUCAAGCUCGUUUUUCCCAACGAGGACGGGGAAAUCUUCAGCGCUGCUUUUGUAGUCUUUGGAAGUUUGUCGACAACCCACGCAUCCCUGCAAAUGGUCCAUCACGAGGAACCGUACACAUUUGAGGUAUUGGAGGCACCGGAUUCAGAAGACGUCUUCUGGGCAAAUGCGGGACGAGAACAUCAUGACCUUCAGCUUGGGCGCCUCAUGAGCUUUGGCUUAUCCAGUGUGAUUUGCUUGUUUUGGACUGUUCCCGUGUCAUUUGUGGCGAGUCUGUCCUCAGUCAAAGGACUGCGACAAGAAGUCGAGGCUGUUGACAACCUGCUGAAUGCAGUUCCAGCCCUGGAACCCUUGUUUGAGCUACUAGCUCCUCAGCUUCUUGUCGCCUUGAAUUCCCUCCUCCCAAUGCUCUUGACAUCCGUUACGAACUUUGAAGGAAACAUCUCUGGUUCAGUAAACCAGGCUUCCCUCUUCGUGAAGCUGGCAGCUUUCAUGAUCAUCCAAACAUUUUUUGUCAGCGCCAUUUCAGGUGGUGUGCUUGAUGCUCUCCAAAGUGUAGUUUCAACGCCAAAAAGCAUCAUUGACUUGCUCGCUACCACCCUUCCAGCACAAUCAACGUUCUUUGUACAGCUAUGUUUUGUCUCGACCGUUUCCGUAUUCGUGAUGGAGGGAUUUGGUAUUGUGAGAAUAGGCAUGGCAGUGGCAAGGCGACACAUUGGCUCACACCUCACCCCACGAGAGAGACGACGGAUCGUGAUGGGGCUGAGUCCAAUGUCGGAAGUGAAAGACUUUGAAUACGGGAGACAGAUGUCCAGCCUGGUGUUUCUCUACAUGGUGUAUCUGGUCUAUGUAGUAAUUGCUCCGCUGGUGAGCUUCGUGUGUGCCUUCUGCUUCCUCCUAUUGGAGGUACUCUUCCGACACCAGAUGAUCUACAUCUACAAAAGAACUCCUGACUCAGGGGGGAGGCUGUGGAUGAACUUCAUCAAGAUACUGACGACUUGUUUCCUCAUUGCGGAGCUCACAGUGUUUGGUCUACUAGCAUUGAAGGAUUCUGUGUUGUCUACAAUCAUUUUCCCGUUGGUCGUAGUAUCUGUGAUCUUCUCCAUAUAUCUCCGAGAGAACCAUUUCAAUGUGGCAGAACAUCUUCCAACUCGCCUGUGUCUCGAUCAAGAUUCCAAAAACAUUGACAUGGAUUUCGGAUUUGCAAGAGAGGCGUAUCUGCAGCCCGAGAUGAGAGAAAGAAACGCCCUGCCUGAGCUUUCUCGAGAAAAGUUGCAAGAGCUGGGUCUCGUUGAAAACGACUCUCCAAAAGCUUCUUUCAAAACUGCCGUGUUCCCCAACGGCAUGAUCUGUCGCGUAAAGAAGCUGGCGAUUCCGGAUGGGGUUUAUACUGAUGAUUGUCCUACGAUAUUCGAUGCAGAACGGUGCAGCUUGACAUCCGAUCAACACGACGCAUAACGUUGGAUGAAUGAAUGAAUGAUGAAUCGGGCCCGGUGACAUGAUUCCCAAUCCCAGGCAUUUCCAACAAAAGAAGGAUGAAGAGCGUUAUAGGACUCCACCAAGCCGCCUCAACCAAGAGGACCAAGGUCUUUGAAUCCGCUGUAAUAGCGAUAACGGCGGCACGUCUCGGCUGUUAAAGACCAACCACUUCCAUUUUAUUGUUUUGUUUAUGCGCGUGUGGAUGUGGGAAUGAUGCAGUGUUUCGUCCUGGCCUCAGUGAACCGUUUGGUAUUGUUGUGUUGGCAUCUCCAGCACUUUUGACCUUCCUCCCCCCCCCCCUCCAUCCGUUUUGUUGCUUGUGCAGUGUGUGGAGAAU
Molecule: messenger RNA, 3266 nt
Organism: Seminavis robusta
Lineage: Eukaryota; Bacillariophyta; Bacillariophyceae; Naviculales; Naviculaceae
Source: the annotation of a GenBank genome assembly